GCGUCCGGCGACAUCCCCUCAAGCCCGCGUCCGCUCCAGCGUCUAGCCCCGUCCCCUGCUUUUCCCUGACAUCGCAUCUAAUCGUUUGAUCUGAUAAACCUCCAUCUGGCAAUGCCUGGUUUCUUGGAUCUGCCUUUGGAGCUCAGGAAUCAUGUGUAUGAAUUGUUACUGGGGCAGGAGUUGGAGCCUUCGUUCCGCGGGGUAAUGGUGGUCUCGGAACAGUAUGUGAAGAACGACUUACCAUUGCGAUGUUUUCGAAGUCUCCUGCGAGUCUGUCGACAAAUAAAUUGCGAAUUCGAGCACGCGAUACAGCAUUUAGUGGCGUCUAAACAGCUCGACUACACAUUGGACAUUACCUUCUCUCACGGCCGGCCGUACUUCUCUCUGACUUGGAUACGCUUUCCUUCCUUGUCACCAACUAUAAACCACCUUUCCAUCAACGUCGAUCUGCGUACGCGGGAGCCCCUCAGAGACGGUCUAACUGAGUCGUCCAUGCCUAGGGAAGGAGAACUAACCCAUCUCCUCGAGGACUCUGGCAAGAAUUUUGCCGUCCAACUCUUCGACUAUAUUGCUAUACUGCUCAAGACAUUAGCGACACUUCUCUCCCACGGCAAUUCCAACUUCAGAGUUCUAUACACAGAAGUCGUUACCCUGAAUUUUCGGACCCCCACCAAAUUGAUUCUACCCAUACGUAGUGGCCUUCACAACGACACCCAGUACACCCGUCGUGUUCACGUCGACAAAGCAUCAGCUCAAUCGCUACACGAAACAAUGCAGGAUACGCUCAAAGCUACCUCUCAAAGAUUUAAGGCAUUCAAUGCCAGCGAAUGUGACCGACUAUUCCCAUUGAUCCAAAUCGGAUCGCUGCGUUUUGCGACCGAAGGGGAAGUGUGGGGUGAAGGGCAUAACCUAGUUCUAGCACAUGAUGACUUUCAGUGGCUCCGAUAUUGA
Molecule: messenger RNA, 951 nt
Organism: Cucurbitaria berberidis CBS 394.84
Lineage: Eukaryota; Fungi; Ascomycota; Dothideomycetes; Pleosporales; Cucurbitariaceae
Exons: 1
Coding region: 112-951 (279 amino acids)
Source: RefSeq, a predicted model, not a curated record